Molecule: messenger RNA, 1506 nt
Organism: Impatiens glandulifera
Lineage: Eukaryota; Viridiplantae; Streptophyta; Magnoliopsida; Ericales; Balsaminaceae
Product: stemmadenine O-acetyltransferase-like
Exons: 2
Coding region: 1-1341 (446 amino acids)
Source: RefSeq, a predicted model, not a curated record
AUGGCAGAAACAAAGAAGAAGAUUCCUUUAGUAGAGAUUAUCUCAAAGGAGAUGAUAAAACCUUCAUUACCCACUCCCUCUCAUCUCCGCUCCUACCAAAUCUCUUCCCUCGAUCAAUUUGCAGAUCUCAGCUACAUUCGUGUCGUUUUCUUCUACAAUCGUCCUCUCGCCGGAGAAGAUGCUGUUUCCGGCGAUACUAAUGACGUUAUUCAAGUCCUCAAAAGUUCAUUAUCCGAAACCUUGACCCAUUACUACCCUCUUGCCGGAAAGUUCGUGGAGAAGGAUGCCUUGAUUGACUGCGACGACUCCGGCGCUGAGUUUACCACCGCCGUCAUUGUCGGCGGCGGUGAUGGUGUUUUUUUGGGUGCAAUCGAGAAUCCAGAUAUAGAUUUCCUUGAUAAACUAGUUAGUAAGGAAGAUGAUGAUACAUUGAAAUCAGAGGAGGAUGUCAUUCUAGCGGUACGAAUAACACGAUUUCCUAGAGGUGAAAUUUCCGUCGGAAUUUGUCUUGCUCAUAAGAUAUCAGACGCAGGCACUUUAUGCUCUUUCAUGAAGUUAUGGUCGGCGGCGGCAAGAAUCUUAAUCUCCGGCGAAUCGAGUUUCAAAGAAUUAACUGUUCUCGGACCUGUUUUCGAUGCUCCGAGGUUAUGGCCUUCCGUUCCCGGAUGUCCCCGUCGACCAAUACCCCUCAAAGAUGAGAAAAUAAUAAUGAAAAAGCUUGUUUUCAAUUCUUCAAGUCUAACAAGACUGAAAUCGGAGUUGUCGGAAGGGGUCGUCGGAGAAGGAGUUCCGACGAGAGUAACAUCUCUGAUGGCUCUCAUUUGGCACGCGGUAAUGAAUUCUUCAUCCGAACCACCGACGAAGCACAUGCUAGGAUUUCCAGCAAACAUUCGUAAAAAAAUGUCUCCACCUCUACCCGAUAACACAUUCGGGAACAUAGUAAAAUUUGUGACGGUUGCGAAUAGUGUGGGUGAUGUUACUCUUGGAGGGGUUUUGGGUCUGAUAAAGGAGGUUAUUGGGAAAGUGGAUGAGGAAUAUGCUAAGAAGAAAGGGGUGCCAAUACAUGAACCAUUUUUGAAAAUGUUUUCUUCUUUGUCUAAAAUGAAUAUGACUAUAAUAACAAGUUGGUGUUGGUUUCCUUUUUACGAGGUUGAUUUGGGACGAGGCAGGCCGGUUUGGAUGACUUGUUUAAGACGAGCUGUUUUAUCAGACAUUUUAUUAAUUGAUGGACCGGAUGGAGGAAUUGAUGCAUUGAUUGGGCUAAAUGUGGAGAUAAUGGACAAGUUUGAGAAGAACCCGAAUAUCAUUUCCUUUUGUGAUCACUCCAUUACAUAUGGAUGAAAUUAAUUGUUUUUGAGUUUCUUGUUUGUUUUAAUUAUGUUUUUAUAAUUUGGGUUUUAUGUUGAUGUAUUUUACAAUUUGGGUUUGAUGCAACUUGUGUUUGAUUGAAGAAAUAAUGGUAUCUAAUCUAAAUUCCUAAUAAAAUAAAAUAAUGGUCUUCAACUA